This is a messenger RNA of Pogoniulus pusillus (Red-fronted tinkerbird), 809 nucleotides long. RefSeq lists its product as uncharacterized. NCBI's taxonomy places the organism in Eukaryota, Metazoa, Chordata, Aves, Piciformes, Lybiidae. The transcript has 3 exons. The record is from RefSeq and is a predicted model, not a curated record. Bases 192 to 809 code for a protein of 205 amino acids.
CCGGUGCCCAGCAGUACCCGACUGUCCGGGGCAGACCAGCCGCCGGUGGAGCGGGGUCUGGGCUCGGCGGGGAAGUCGCGGGAUGCAUCGGUAAUGCAGAGCCGGGCCGGGCACAGGGAGCGCAGAGACUGCGCAGGGGCGCGGAUGGGGACAAGGGCGGGUGCGAGGCCGGGGCGUACCGCAGCGAGGAAAUGGGGGUCACAGCCACCCGGCCCAGCCUGAGCGAGAGGAGCUCCCCAUCCUUCCGCGCUGCACCAGGCCGGCAGCUGUCGGUGCUUGUUUUGCCAAAGCCAAAGUUCAUUCUGUUAAUCUCCUUCCCCCCCCAAUAUCUUUCCGUUUUCGUCCAUGAGGUCGAAGUGUCCCAGCAUGGGGACCGUGCUGAGUCCCAUCAUCUGCUGGUGCUUCCCGGGCUUCGGCGGACCGAGCAGCCACAGCGGGGACCGGGGCGUGCUCGGGAGGGUCCCCUGGGGGCCGUGCUCACCCCGCAAGAGAGGGCCCUGCUCCACGCAGCCGACCCCGCUCCCCGGAGGCUGACAGCGGAGCAGGGAGAGCUGGGCCAGCCGCCAGCCCCACCACGGGGCCCUGGGCAGCAGCUGCAGGAGCUGCUGGAAGCCCACCAGCGCCAUGUGGCCGAAAUCCGGGCCAGAACCCAGGAGCUGGAGCAGCAGCGAGAAGGGCUGUGCCAGCGGCUGGCAGCACUGGGGAGCAGGGCGGCUGUGAACACCCACCCCGAGCAGGGGCAGCUGGAGACGGACGGAGACCGUGAGGCGCUCCAGGAUCGUGUCAGACAGAUAGCACUUGGGGGGUGA